AUGUUGGCCUCCUCCCUGUCACUCCUCUUCUUCCUCCUUCUCCUCCCCCCUCCCUCCCUCCCUGCUGAUGUCAUCAGGACUUCUGACCCCUCAGUGCGGUGGGUGGAGCUACAUGGCGCCCCUCUCUCUCACCUGCUGCUGGACGCGAAGGCGAGGCGUCUGUAUGUGGGCGGGGUUGACCACCUCUACCAGCUGACCUCUGACCUGGAGGUGAUGUCGCAUGUAACGACUGGCCCUCACCUGGACUCCCCCGACUGCUUGCCCCCGAUCGUCCCCCGGGACUGUCCCUCGGCCAUGCCCACUCACAACCACAACAAACUGCUGCUGCUGGAGCCGGGGCUCGAAUCGGAGCCGGGAAGUUUGAUUGUCUGUGGCUCGCUCUACCAGGGCAUCUGUGACAAGAGGAGUGUCUCCAACAUCUCUCAGCUCAUCUACCAGACCACCAACCCAGUCGACACGCAGUACGUCGCUGCCAAUGAUCCACGUGUCUCCACAGUUGCCGUUGUAAUAACCACCAAGUCCAAGCAGGAAAAGGACGGGGUUGGCAGCAUGCUGCGUUUGAUGCUGGUUGGUCGGGGAUACACCAGUAAAGGUCCUGGGGAUAUCCCACCAAUCACAACACGGCGCUUGUUCCCGGUGGUCUCACCUCGCCGGGCGUUCGCGCAGGAGGAAGAGCUGGGAAAACUCGUUGUAGGAAGUUACUCCGAGUACAAUAACCACUUUGUGAAGGCUGUUGUCCAUGGCAACCAUGUCUACUUCCUAUUCUCACGCCGAGACAUGUAUCACAAGAAAGAGUACCGGACCUACGCCUCCCGGCUCUGCAUCUCCGACCGCAGCUUCUACUCGUAUGUGGAGGUGCCGCUGUCCUGCGAAGGUGGGUACAACCUGGCCCAGGGGGCGUGGUUAGGACAACACUCAGGUGAACCCACCUUGUUCAUCGUCAUGGCAGCAGGCCAGGCAUCCACGCCUGUGGCAACAAGUCGCUCAGCGCUCUGCGUUUAUGGGAUGGCGGAGCUGGACAACAUGCUGCAGAGAGCGCAAGAAGUGUGUUAUACAAGUGAAGGAAAUGUGGUAGUACUUGAGGAAGGACGUGAGAAAGUACGCGAAGAGGCCUACAUCGAGUACGCAGUGUCAUCAAAAUGUCUGAAACUACCAAAGGACUCUCUCUCAGAGUACCCCUGUGGGGGAGAACACACCCCGAACCCCAUCGCCAGCGCUGUGGAUCUCCGGGCCCAUCCCACCCACACAACCACCACCCAGCUGACUGCUGUCACCACGGCAACAGAGGCGGGGCACACUAUCGCCUUCCUGGGAGACAGAGAGGGGCAACUGCACAAGGUGUUGGUGCAUGCUAAUCGAUCAGGUGAUCUGUACGGCAGCGUACUGGUGGACAAAGGCAGUGCCAUCAGCGCCGAUCUCCUAUUGGAAGACAGCCAGCAGCACGUUUUUGUUUUAACCAGCAGCAGGCUGUCGAAGGUUCCUGUGUCAUCAUGUGAGAGGCAGACAGACUGUCGGUCCUGCCUCGCUGUCAGAGACCCGUACUGUGGCUGGUGUGUCCUGGAGGGAAAAUGUUCCCGUAAACAUCAGUGUCAACGUCACGAUCAGCCCAACCACUGGCUCUGGAGCUUUGAACCAGUCAAUCAGUGCGUGACAGUGGAGAGCCUGCAGCCGGCGAACCAGAGCAAAGAUGAGCAGACACAGGUUACGCUGUCAGUCAUCCAGCUUCCCGCUCUCACAGAGGCAGAAUCUCUGUCCUGCGUCUUUGGGCUCCUCCCACCUCAGCCCGCCGUCGUCACAGGAACCAGUAUCACUUGUCAAUCACCUGCGCCGGAGCUCCUCCCACUGAUGCCGAUAGGAAGUGAUCACAUGAUCAUGCCUGUGUCACUGAAGUUUGGUGAGGUGACCAUCACCACAGGAGACAUGACUUUCUACGACUGUGGAGCUGUCAGCCGACUGAACCAGAGCUCCCAGUGUCUGGCGUGUGUCAGCAGUGUGUGGAUGUGUAACUGGUGUCCUCUGGAUCAGCUCUGUACUCACAACCCCAGCUGUCCAAACCAACGCAUCAUCCUCAACCAGAAAGAGUCUUCUGGUCCGACCUCCUGUCCUCUGGUCUACGCCCUGCAGAGCUCUGCCUUAGUGCCUAUGGGCCUGAGCACCACUGUGGUGCUGAAGGGACGAAACCUGGACAUCUACAUGGACGAGGCUCAGUAUGUAUGCGUUGUGGAAAUUGAGGGAGUUCAAUUCAACCUGACAGCUACUGUAGAGAAAACAGAGGAUGACACACACACCUUCACCUGCAGCCCUCACCAGUUUCAGUAUGCGGUCAGUCACCUUCAGUAUUUGGCGACUGUCUAUCUGAGAAGAGGACAGAGACGCAUCGACGCCUCACCAGGCCUCCGACUCGAGUUAUAUGACUGCUCAGCCGGCCAAUCAGAUUGCUCACAGUGCAGAGCGGUACCUGAGGAGUAUGGCUGUGUCUGGUGUCCAGGAAGCCCCUCCCCUAGCUGUGUUUACAACCAAUCCUGCUCCAGCAUUCCUGCGGACACCUGCCCACCUCCUCAAAUCACACAGGUGCAACCUGUGUCCGGUCCUCUGGAGGGGGGGAUCUUGGUGACCAUCACAGGCACAAACCUGGGGAUGAGGUAUCAGGAUGUGGAGGGUGGAGUCACAGUGGCAGGUGUUGAUUGUCCGCCCCAAGCUGAAGGAUACCAGAUCUCCACCAGGGUUGUUUGUGAGCUGCAGCCCAGUGGGAAGCAGACCGUGGGGCCUGUCCUCAUCACCGUGGGAACGACCCCACCUGGAGAGUCAACACAGACCUUCACCUAUCAGGACCCCCAGCUCCUGGAUCUGGUUCCCAAUAAAGGUCCGGUCUCUGGAGGAACCAGACUGACCAUCAGAGGACGACAGCUGCUGACCGGACAGACAUCUGACCUGAACGCCUACCUGGGCCUGCAGCCCUGCUACAUUGUGGAGGAGGUGAAUGACACUCAGCUGGUGUGUCAGACUGGUUCCAGUAAUCAGACUGGUGGAGUUCCAGUUCGUGUUUUAUUCGGUAAAGCCGAGCGGUCCGUUCCCAACGUUACCUUCCGUUACCUUGACGACCCCGUCAUCACUGACGCCACACCUGCCGAGAGCUUUUACGCAGGCGGGCGUGUCGUCAUGGUGACAGGCAGGAACCUUGACGUGGUGCAGCAGCCAAUCAUAUCGGUGUGGGUUGAGCCGGUCGAGGUCCAGAGGGUAAAACGAAGAAAACGAUUGGCUCUCCUCACCGCCAAGCAGCAGCUGGUCUUCAACAGCACCAUGACAACGGUGUCGGAGCGCUGCUCUGUCCUAUCGUCCUCUCAGAUGACCUGUCCCACCCCCCCAGUGACCCCAGAGGUCAAAGUGAAGGGCGUCUGGUUUCAGCUGGACAACGUCAGAGUCCACUACGAGAGCAUCAAGGGUAAAAGCUUCACUUAUUACCCAAACCCGCAGCUGUUCCCUCUGAAUCAAGACGCUCCAGACACUCCGCACCACUUCAAACCAGGAGGAGUGAUCGUUGUGGAGGGUCACGACCUGACCAGAGCAAUGUCCAGACGGGAAGUGAAGGCUCAGAUCGGAGAUCAGGAGUGUGAGGUGAAAACUCUGGACAGCACUCACCUGUACUGUGAACCUCCAGAGAGCCAACCAAAGAGUGUGGACGAGAAUAGCGAGCUGCCCAGCCUCAAGGUGGUGAUGGGGAACCUGCAGGUGGACCUGGGACUGGUUCAGUAUGACAGUGACUCUCUGCUGUCUCCCGUCCCAUUGGCUGCUCAGAUCAGUUUGGCGGCGGGAGCUGCUCUGAUCAUCCUGUCAGUGCUGGUUGUCAUCCUGAUGUACAGGAGGAAGAGUAAACAAGCCCUCAGAGAUUACAAGAAGGUUUUGUUGCAGUUGGAGACUCUGGAGAUCAAUGUGGGAGACCAGUGUCGCAAAGAGUUCACGGACCUGAUGACAGAGAUGAUGGACCUGAGCAGUGACGUUGGAGGACCGGGGCUCCCCCUGCUGGACUACAGGACGUAUGCAGAGAGAGUCUUCUUCCCCGGCCAGCAGACGCCGCCGUUGAGCCGCCAGCUGGACCUGCCAGAGUCCAGGAGGCAGACUGUGGAGCAGGGCCUUCAGCAGCUCAACAACCUGCUCAACAACAGACUCUUCCUCACCAGGUUCAUCCACACCCUGGAGGCCCAGCAGGGAUUCUCUCAGCGAGACCGUGGUUACGUCGCCAGUCUGCUCACCAUGGCUCUGCACGAUAAACUGGAGUACUUCACCGAGGUCAUGAAGACUCUGCUGCAGGACCUGGUCCAGCAGUACGUCGCUAAGAACCCCAAACUCAUGCUGCGCCGGACAGAAACAGUUGUUGAGAAGAUGUUGACCAACUGGAUGUCCAUCUGCCUCUACUCCUUCCUCAAGGAGGUGGCGGGCGAGCCUCUCUACAUGCUCUACAGAGCCAUAAAGUAUCAGGUGGAUAAAGGUCCAGUGGACUCUGUGACGGGAAAAGCCAAACGGACGCUCAACGACAGCCACCUGCUGCGAGAGGACAUCGACUACUGCGCUGUGACUCUGACAGUCUUGGUGAAAAAUGGAGUUGAGGUUCAGCCUUGUCCAGUUAAAGUGCUCGACACCGACACUAUUACACAGGUAAAGGAUAAGAUCCUGGAUCAGGUCUACAGAGGAGCUCCGUUCUCUCAGAGACCAGCAGCCAACAGUUUGGACCUGGAGUGGCGCUCAGGUCAGGCAGGUCACCUGACCCUGUCCGAUGAUGAUGUCACAGCGGUGGUUCACGGUCGCUGGAAACGAAUCAACACGCUGCAGCACUACAAGGUUCCAGACGGAGCUACGGUCGCUCUGAUUCCUCGUUCUCAAGGUUCUGGCGGAGUUGGCAUCAACCAGGUUUUCCAGACCGGUGAAAAAACGCCGAUGCUGGAGGGUGAGGAGGAGGAGGGUCUGCGUCUUUGGCACCUGGUGAAGAGCAGCGAAGAUCCUGAAAUCCCAAAACACAGAAAGAGCAGCAUGAGGGAAAGAGAGAGAGCCAAGGCCAUACCUGAGAUUUACCUGACCAGGCUGCUGUCCAUGAAGGGGACACUGCAGAAGUUUGUGGACGAUGUCUUCGUAGCAAUACUCAGCACGAAGCGUCCUCCUCCGAUCGCCGUCAGAUUUUUCUUCGACUUCCUGGAUGACAUGGCCGAGAAGCACGGCAUCGACGACCCCGAGACCGUCCACAUCUGGAAGACCAACAGUCUCCCUCUCAGGUUCUGGGUGAACAUCCUGAAGAACCCUCAGUUCGUGUUGGAUGUUCAGGUCUCCGACAGCAUCGACGCCGUCCUGUCUGUCAUCGCUCAGACCUUCAUCGACUCCUGCACCACCUCCGAACAUAAAGUGGGACGGGACUCUCCUGUCAACAAGCUGUUGUAUGCCAGAGAGAUCCCUCGAUACAAACAGCUGGUGGAGAGGUAUUACAGUGACAUCCACAGCGCUGCGUCAGGCUGUUACCAGGAGAUGAACUCCACUCUGACUGAACUGUCUGGGAGUUUUGCCUCCGAGAUGAACAGCCUUGUUGCUCUGCAUGAACUCUACAAGUACAUCAACAAAUAUUAUGACCAGAUCAUCAUGUCUCUGGAGGAGGACAGUUCAGGUCAGAAGAUGCAGUUGGCGUACCGACUGCAGCAGGUCGCCGCCCUGGUGGAGAACAAGGUCACUGACCUCUGAUAACCUCUAAACCCAUUCAAACUCCAGGAAGCACUGACCCCUGACCCCUGUGACCCUGAAGAAACUCAAGCACCCACUGAGGAUGAAUAUGGGUCUGAGACACUGAAACACUGAAAAUCAUUGAACUCCUGUUAACACUGUGUCUUCCUGCUGUGUGUGUGUGUGUGUGUGUGUUCAUGUGGGUGUGAGAGAGAGAGAGAGUGUGAGUGUGUGUGUGUGUGUGUGUGUGUUGGGGUUACGAGGUUUUUAUAGUCAGACUCAGGAGAUCCCAGUUUUUUUUAGAUUCUUCACACUGUAGCAGCAGCAGUCGAACGUUUACUUCAUGUUGCUUCUCAGCAGCUUAUAAGUUAAAUUAUUUAAAGUCAUUUAUUUUUAUUUAAGAUUUUUUUUUAAUGUCUUAAUCAGACAGCGAUAGUAGAGAGAUGACAGGAAACAAGAGAUGUAACAGAAGUCCCUGGCUGGAUUCAAACUAAGGAUGUUGUAGUUAAUUGUCAGCAUUUGAAGUCAAGAGCGACUCCUAAAGGUGCCUUCAGACAGCGAACUUUAAUAGAGCGACUUGUAGCUUUGAACACUGAGCAAAUAUAACAGGAUUAAUAACAACUUGCUUAUCAUAAAUGUUGUUUAUUGUCCCGAACUGGAUCAAGUUUACCGUUUCUCCUCAUUGAUCUGUCAGUUUUCUGAUAGUGUAAAAUUCAUUAUUCAGGAAACUCUCACACAGUAAAAUCAGCACCAGUAUUAUUUAUAUAUUUCCUGCAGCUAAAGUUAAAAAAGAUGAACCAUCAUAAACCCCUCCUUGCUGCUGGCAUC
Messenger RNA from Scomber japonicus (chub mackerel), 6528 nucleotides. RefSeq names its product plexin B3 (gene plxnb3). Gene Ontology annotation, molecular function: protein binding; semaphorin receptor activity. The record is from RefSeq and is a predicted model, not a curated record. Gene Ontology annotation, biological process: regulation of cell shape; negative regulation of cell migration; positive regulation of axonogenesis. Gene Ontology annotation, cellular component: semaphorin receptor complex. Lineage: Eukaryota; Metazoa; Chordata; Actinopteri; Scombriformes; Scombridae.